Boleophthalmus pectinirostris (great blue-spotted mudskipper) is the source of this 979-nucleotide messenger RNA. It is a transcript of the gene psmg1, whose product is annotated as proteasome (prosome, macropain) assembly chaperone 1. The transcript has 7 exons. The coding region runs from base 42 to 851 and encodes 269 amino acids. Gene Ontology annotation, cellular component: endoplasmic reticulum. Gene Ontology annotation, biological process: proteasome core complex assembly. The record is from RefSeq and is a predicted model, not a curated record. Gene Ontology annotation, molecular function: proteasome binding. NCBI's taxonomy places the organism in Eukaryota, Metazoa, Chordata, Actinopteri, Gobiiformes, Gobiidae.
AGAAGAAGAAGAAGCGGAAGCGGAGGAGGAAAACUCACAAAAUGGCGACGUUCUUCGGAGAAGUGCUGCCCGCGAGCUCCCGGGCCGCGUACGAAGACAGUGAAGAAGAAGAAGAAGAUGAAGAAGACAGAGACAUUCUCCGAGCGCUGGAGGACAAGAGGUUGGUUCGUGUGAACUGGUCGUCCUCGUUGGAGUUGAACCUGGACAGUGACAACAAACUCCACUGUCCACAUCUUCUACUGACAACAGGACACAACUCCUCCAGGUUUGUGUCGGUAUACUUCCUGUCCCGUGGGACCUGGGACACAGUGGGACGUGUGUCUCUGUGGAACGAGAGGACGGUGCAUUGUGAGGACUCUGUGUGUGUCCUACAACGACACAAGGACAGUCAGGUGCUGGUGUGUCAGGUGGACUGUUUUGUGGCAGAGGAUCAGCUCUUCCAGUGGACGGAGCAGGUGUUGGGCAGUCUGGUCGUGCCUCAGGUCACGGUUCUCUCGGACGCUCCGGUCACAGAUUACCGCUCGGCUCGUCCCCUGGGCCCUGAUCCCUGCUUGCGGGCGCUCCACACCUCCACCUUCUCCGAGUCGACCUGCUGCCCCCUGGUGGAGCCUCCCAACCUGCUGACCGGACUCCCCGCCGCAGUGUUGACCUGGUGUGAGCUUCGUGGUGUCGGGGCAGUUGUGUAUCAGUGCUUCAGUGACGUUCGCUCUGCAGAUUCCACCGUCAUGAGCAGCUUCAGACCUGCUGUCGCCCACCUGACACAGCACCUACAGGUCGACCUUUGCCCCGAUCAGGACGUCCUCCACAAGUUUGUCUCCCAGGCUCCUGUCCAGAGUAACUUGUACAUUUAACCUGAACCUGGACGUGUGACCUGGACGUGUGACCUGGACGUGUGACCUGGACGUGUGACCUGGUGACCUGGACGUGUGACCUGUGUGACGGGGACUUGUGCUUUUUGAAUAAAAUGAUUUCAAACUCU